Lipotes vexillifer (Yangtze River dolphin) is the source of this 1281-nucleotide messenger RNA. The record is from RefSeq and is a predicted model, not a curated record. NCBI's taxonomy places the organism in Eukaryota, Metazoa, Chordata, Mammalia, Artiodactyla, Lipotidae.
AUGGCCUUGACUGACGGCGGCUGGUGCCUGCCGAAGCGCUUCGGGGCCGCGCCUGCGGACGCUGGCGACUCAGGAGCCUUUCCAGCGCGGGAGCCCUCUACGCCGCCUUCCCCCAUCUCCUCCUCUUCUUCCUCCUGCUGCUCUCGCGGUGGGGAGCGCGGCCCCGGCGGCGCCAGCAACUGCAGGACACCGCAGCUCGACACGGAGGCGGCGGCGGGACCCACGGCCCGCUCGCUGCUGCUUAGCCCCUACGCCUCGCAUCCCUUCGGGGCUCCCCACGGACCUUCGGCGCCGGGGAUCUCUGGCCCCGGGGGCGCCCUGUCGAGCUGGGAGGACCUAUUGCUCUUCACUGACCUCGACCAGGCCGCGACCGCCAGCAAGCUGCUGUGGUCCAGCCGCGGCGCCAAGCUGAGCCCUUUCGCCCCCGAGCAGCCCGAGGAGAUGUACCAGACCCUCGCCGCCCUCUCCAGCCAGGGGCCCGCCGCUUACGACGGCGCGCCCGGCGGCUUCGUGCACUCGGCGGCCGCCGCGGCUGCGGCCGCGGCCGCGGCGAGCUCCCCAGUCUACGUUCCCACUACGCGCGUGGGCUCCAUGCUGCCCGGCCUGCCGUACCUCCAGGGGGCGGGCGGCGGGCCCGCCAAUCACGCGGGCGGCGCGGGCGCGCACCCCGGCUGGCCCCAGGCCUCCGCCGACACGCCCAGCUGCUCGCAGAGCGCAGUUCCGACCCACAGCCUGGCACCCUUCGGCGAGCGCUGUUUGUUUAGGGCUCGCAACACCGCGCAGACCCCGGACUCGCGCUCGCCUGCCGGCGCCCUCGGCCUCUCUCAGCGCUCUGGAGCCCCCUCCGCCACGGCUGUUCUCCAUGCGCAGCGCCCACCCGAGGUUCGGCUGCUUCCUCUCUUGCACGAUCUCUCUUCUUUCCUCCUCUGCACCCCCCACCCGUCGCUGGCCCGUCGGCCUCGGCUCUCCGGCCCUCUGCGGGCCGCGAUCGGCUUCGAGGGUUUCUACCUUCUCCACUCCCAGCAGGCACCCAGCCAGGAGGGAGCCGCUUCGGGGCGGAAGGAAAACCUCGGCCAGCCUCGCAGUCACCCUUGGGGUCUGGCGCUCGCGCUGAUGAAGGAUGCUGCGGAGGGGGUGGGAGGGGAGCGCGAAGGGACCCGAGCCGUGCGGGUGAGGGAGAGCUUGUAUCCGGGUCCUGGGAAGAUCCUGUGGCGGCUGCGCAGGCCCCAUGCCCCUCUCCUUACCCACCCCUUGAGCCCGGGGCUGAAACGGGAUCUCUGA